CUGUGCCUUCAUGGAUUACUCCCACCAGCUAGUCCUGCUGCUGCUGUCGACCUGCAGCCUCCUGCCAGAUCUGCAGCUCUGCUUCAACUUUGACACCAAGAACUUCAAGAUCUUCUCUGGUUCUAAAGAAACCCAGUUUGGAUACACAGUCCAGCAACAUGAGGCAGGAGGACGCCAGUGGUUGCUGGUUGGAGCUCCCUUCGAAUCCACAGGGACACAGCGGACUGGUGAUGUGUACAGAUGUCCGCUGGAUGGCAGAGGCCCUGCGAACUGCAGCCGACUCAACCUGGGGAAUCUGUCUAUGGGGACCGAGUUUGAGGUGAAAGACAACAUGAGGCUGGGGAUGACGCUGACCUCCAGCCCCAAAGACAGCAGCUUUGUGACCUGUGGCCCACUCUGGUCUCAUGAAUGUGGAAGCUCCCUGUACAGCACAGGAAUCUGCUACAGGAUUAGCCGAUCCUUCAGACCAUCCCACAUCAUUGCUCCUGCCCUGCAAAGGUGUGAGAUGUUCACGGACAUCGUGAUUGUUCUGGACGGCUCUAACUCCAUCUACCCCUGGUACGAGGUCCAGGACUUCCUCAUCAACAUCCUGCACAAGUUCUACAUCGGCCCAGGUCAGACGCAGGUGGGCGUGGUUCAGUACGGCUCCACAGUGGUCCAUGAGUUCAGCCUGGGCGAGUACCAGACGGUGGAGGAGGUGGUGGAGGCUGCCAGGAGCAUCAUCCAGCGGGGGGGAGAGGAGACCAGGACGGCGCUGGGCAUCAAUGUAGCACGGUCAGAGGCGUUCGAGCGGGGGGGUCGGCCCGGCGCUCAGAAGGUUAUGAUUGUAAUCACAGAUGGCGAAUCUCACGACAGCCCUCAGCUGGUUCAGGCUGUGGCUGACAGCGAGAGGGACAACAUCACCAUGUACGCCAUUGCUGUUCUGGGCUCUUACAACCGCCGUAGAAGGAAAACUGAAGCUUUCCUCAAAGAGAUCAAGUUCAUCGCCAGCGACCCCGAUGAAAAGCACUUUUUCAAUGUGACGGAUGAGUCAGCGCUGAAGGACAUUGUGGAUGCUCUGGGAGAGAGGAUUUUCACUCUGGAAGGGACCAGCAAUCAGGGUCAAGGCUUCGGUCUGCAGAUGGCUCAGGCUGGUUUCUCCUCUCAUCUAGUCAAAGAUGGCGUUCUGCUCGGGGCGGUGGGCGCCUACGACUGGAACGGCGCUGUGCUCAAAGAGACUAAACAUGGCAAAGUUGUUCCUCCAAAAUCCUCAUAUAAGGAUGAGUUUCCAGAGGAGCUGAAGAACCAUGGAGCCUACCUGGGUUACUCAGUCGGUUCACUCAUUGCAUCUCACGGCUCUCAGCUCUACGUGGCCGGAGCACCAAGGUUCAACCACACUGGAAAGGUCAUCAUCUUCACCCUGAAGAACACGGGAAACCUGACCAUCCUGCAGGCAUUGCUGGGAGAGCAGCUCGGGUCGUAUUUCGGCAGCGAGCUGUUAUCGAUGGACAUAGACGGGGACGGAGAGACUGAUGUUCUCCUGGUAGCUGCACCCAUGUACUACAGCCAGGGCUGGGAGAGAGGGAAGGUUUACUCCUACGCCGUUACACCACAGACACCCAUCAUCCUGCAGGGGGUGCUGCAGGUUUCUGAGCGCUCUCAGAACUCCCGGCUGGGUUCAGCGUUGGCCCAGAUACCUGACAUGAACGGAGAUGGGUUCACGGAGCUGGUGGUGGGAGCGCCGCUGGAAGAUGACCACCAGGGGGCGAUCUAUAUCUUUUAUGGCCAAGACAAAUCAAUCCAACGCCAGCACAAACAGCGUCUGUCUGCAGCCAGUUUUUCUGCAGGUCUGCAGUAUUUUGGACAAAGUCUUCACGGUGUUCUGGAUGUCAAUGCAGAUGGGCUUGUUGACCUUGCAGUGGGAGCGCUGGGAGCUGCCAUCAUCAUCUGGUCUCGCAGUGUGGUGCGGCUUCAGGCCAAACUGACCUUUGAGCCUGAGAAGGUCAACAUCUUUAACAAAGACUGUCAGCGAGGAGGGAAGGACGUCACCUGCAUGUCUGUCAUCGUCUGUCUGAGUCUGGACUCCCGGACAGAGACCAGGACAAAGACCAAGACCGAUGUUGCUGUUUGGUACAGUCUGCUGCUGGAUGAGAGGCGUCUUCCUCCUCGAGCCAUUCUGGAUGAGUCAGACCGACAGCAGCCCCGGCAUCUGCUCCUGCAGAUCGGAGGCCAGAGCUGCCAACGCCUCAGCUUCUCUGUGCAGGAGACAGCAGACUACGGGCGUCCCAUUGCGGUUGUGUUGGCAAUGGGAAUGCAGAACCCAGACGAGGGGCCGGUGCUAGACCCCGACUGGCCGAGCACCCUGAGGGCCGAGCUUCCCUUCUGGAACGGCUGUGAGCAGGAGGAUACCUGCGUUCCUGACCUCAUCCUCCACAGUCACACUGACCUCGUGGAUGUUCAGCAGUUCUGCAGCUCCAGGGAUGGAGCCACCUGGUCCCUCUGCAGCCAUCAGGGGGCAUCCGGGGACGAGCUGUUUGUGGUGGAGUCCGGGCGGAGGAGGGUGGUGGUAUUUGCUCGAUUGGAGAACCAGGGAGAAAAUGCAUAUGGAGCCGCCAUCCACAUCUUCACCUCCGCCAACCUGCUGUUCUCCAGCCUCAUAGUCAAGGACCAAUCAAACAUUCAGUUUGACUGCUACUCUGAGGAGGGACUGGCCAGUCAGAGGCUCUGUAACAUCAGUGCUCCCUUCAUGAAGUCCUUGUCCCAGGUGUCGUUCCGUCUGGAGUUUGAGUUCAGCCGCUUUGUCUUCCUGGAUCAUGUGCGAGUCAGAAUGGCAGCCAGCAGUGAGGGUGAGGAGGGAUACCCAGACGACAACACCAAUGAGCUCUUUCUCCCUCUGAAAUACCAAACUGAUCUCCUCUUCACCAGAGACUCCAAUCCUCUUCGUUUUCACAUCAAACCAGACUCCUCGUCUUCAUCCUGGGGCCAAACUGACAGCAGCUCCACCUCCUUCAACCUCACCUAUUAUAUCCAGAACCUGGGCAUCUUCUCUGUGCAGGAGCUUCUGUUCAGGGCUGAUGUCUGGGCUGUGACCAGGCAGGGCAACCAGCUGCUGAACAUCUUAGACUGCAGCAUCGAACAGCAGGCAGCGGGGUUUCACUGCAUGCUGCCUCAGGUCAGAACUGCCAGCCAGGUUACAGCUGAGGACGUGUCUCACUUGACACAACUGAACGGCAGCAACAGUCGGAGCUUGGUGGUGCAGUGCGGACUGAACCUGCCGGCCUCCACACAGGUGAAGGUGACGCUUAGAGGAAGACUUCAGCUGCCUGCUCUGCUCGCUGUGAGCUUCAGGUCUCUGGAGCUACUGAGUGCUGCCUCCAUCCAGCUGGAUACCUCCAGCCCCAUGUUCCUGCAGGAGGACAGACCUGUCAGACAGAUCAUCCUGGAGCUCAGGAAGGAGGAGGACUUUACCAUCCCAGUCUGGAUUAUACUAGGCAGCUUGCUGGGAGGCUUGCUGCUACUGGCCUUACUGGUCGUGGCCCUGUGGAAGCUCGGCUUCUUCAACAGACACAGGCAACAGGAAGAGGAGGAGCAGCCAGUGGCCAAUGGAAAGGCAGCAGAUGAGCUGUAAGGUGUGGGAGAUGAUGCUUUGUUCGCUUCUUCCUCAUCAACUUGUAAAAUCACAGAAUCAGGUUGUUCAUGACCCACAGGCACGUGCACAGAGAACAUGGAGCUAAACCAGGCCUUUUACUAAUAAUCUGCAUCUGAAUGAGGUGGCAAGGAUGAUG
Monopterus albus (swamp eel) is the source of this 3764-nucleotide messenger RNA. RefSeq names its product integrin alpha-11-like. Gene Ontology annotation, molecular function: integrin binding. Lineage: Eukaryota; Metazoa; Chordata; Actinopteri; Synbranchiformes; Synbranchidae. Gene Ontology annotation, cellular component: external side of plasma membrane; integrin complex. Bases 11 to 3607 code for a protein of 1198 amino acids. The record is from RefSeq and is a predicted model, not a curated record. Gene Ontology annotation, biological process: integrin-mediated signaling pathway; cell adhesion mediated by integrin; cell-matrix adhesion. The transcript has 30 exons.